CAAUUCUUAGCGGUUGGGUGGCUGCAGCCUGCAGGGGCUAUAUAUACGAGGUUCUCGAUUGCUCAAGGAAGCCAUCCAAGCAACUUGCUAACCACAUCCUUCUUCUAUACCCAUAGCCAUAGAUCGUGUGGGUUGGAGAGAACCGUCCGGAGCCAAAAUGAGCAAGCCGGCGAAGAUUGGGCCAUGGGGUGGACCUGGUGGCGACGAGCAGAAUGUCCAGGUAAUGCCCGGGCGGCUAGCCAGCGUGACCAUCCACAGCGGAGACACCAUCGACGCGAUUUCCUUCACCUACAUCGGCACCGAUUACGUUCCGUAUUCCGCGGGCCCCUGGGGCCGCACUCUCAAUACGGAAAGCACGAUUACUCUCGACCCUACGGACUACGUGACGGGAAUCUCGGGGACGUUUGGGACGGCGUUUGAUAACGACCGUGUCGUCACGUCUCUGAAAAUUUCCACCUUCAAGGAGAAAGACGGCAGCAAGACAUACGGCAAACCGAACGGGACUCCUUUCCACAUCCCGGUGCGUGAUGGCGGCAGGGUCGUCGGCUUCUUCGGACGCUCCGGCGACAUGCUGGACGCUAUUGGCGUCUACUUUGCUCCAUGAAUAUAAUCCCUUCUCCGGCCGGCGACCUGGUGGCACCACUAGCAUGGACGCUGCUUGUCAGAAUAAAUGACCUUGUUGUAUUUUUUUCCGUAUUGCUUUUCCUACGAUCACGUUACUUAUGUAAAGUGCUUUGCAUGGCACCGUGUGUAAUAUUGUGUGACGCCACGACCCAAGCCGUGGGUUGCUGCGGCAAGUGUGUGGAUCGGUGGCGCGGAGGACUUCUGGCUGGUUAGCCCAAGCCACUACGUUGUAUAAUUAAACGCGUGUAUGAAUAAUUCCGAGAUCCCUUUUUGGCACGUAA
Brachypodium distachyon (stiff brome) is the source of this 905-nucleotide messenger RNA. RefSeq names its product horcolin. The record is from RefSeq and is a predicted model, not a curated record. The coding region runs from base 158 to 604 and encodes 148 amino acids. Gene Ontology annotation, molecular function: carbohydrate binding. The transcript has 3 exons. NCBI's taxonomy places the organism in Eukaryota, Viridiplantae, Streptophyta, Magnoliopsida, Poales, Poaceae.